This is a messenger RNA of Fukomys damarensis (Damara mole-rat), 1736 nucleotides long. RefSeq names its product dipeptidyl peptidase 7 (gene Dpp7). The coding region runs from base 80 to 1606 and encodes 508 amino acids. Gene Ontology annotation, cellular component: vesicle. NCBI's taxonomy places the organism in Eukaryota, Metazoa, Chordata, Mammalia, Rodentia, Bathyergidae. Gene Ontology annotation, molecular function: serine-type exopeptidase activity; dipeptidyl-peptidase activity. Gene Ontology annotation, biological process: proteolysis. The record is from RefSeq and is a predicted model, not a curated record. The transcript has 12 exons.
CCCAGGCCAUUUUGUGAGGCUUCCCUUGGUCACAUGACCCGACACACAUGACCGCCAGUUCCCGUCUGCGGAGCUAGAUAUGGGUCCCCAGGAGGGGGACACAGUGUGCCCCAGGGCUGGUCCCUCUGUCCUGCUGCUAGGCCUGGUGCUGCUUAGCCUCGGGGCUGCCCAGCCCUCCAGGACCCUGGCUGCCCGUCACAGCGCUGACCCCAAGUUCCGGGAGUACUACUUUGAGCAGGUCCUAGACCACUUCAACUUCGAGAGCUUCGGCAACAAGACCUUCAGUCAGCGAUUCCUGGUGUCAGACAAGUUCUGGAGGCAGUCUGAGGGCCCUAUCUUCUUCUACACGGGGAAUGAGGGCGAUGUGUGGGUCUUCGCCAACAACUCAGGCUUCCUGGUGGAGCUGGCACAGCAGCAGGAGGCCCUGCUUGUCUUUGCGGAGCAUCGGUACUACGGGAAGUCGCUCCCAUUCGGCGCACAGUCCACGCAGCGUGGGUACCUGAGGCUGCUGACCGUGGAGCAGGCACUGGCCGACUUUGCCGUGUUGCUGCAGGCCCUGCGGCGGGACCUCGGUGCCCAGGAUGCCCCCACCAUCGCCUUCGGAGGGAGCUAUGGGGGGAUGCUUAGCGCCUACAUGAGGAUGAAGUACCCCCACCUGGUGGCAGGGGCGCUGGCGGCCAGCGCACCCGUUGUAGCUGUCUCAGGCCAUGGCGACUCCUACCAGUUCUUCCGGGAUGUCACGUUGGACUUCUAUAAGCAGAGCCCCAAAUGUGCCCAGGGUGUACGUGAUGCUUUCCAGCAGAUCAGGGACCUGUUCCUGCAGGGAGCCUAUGAUAGGAUUAGCCAAGAGUUUGGCACCUGCCAGUCACUCUCAGGCCUGCAGGACUUGACGCAGCUCUUUGUGUUUGCACGGAAUGCCUUCACCGUGCUGGCCAUGAUGGACUACCCAUACCCAACUGACUUCCUGGUGUACCUGCCCGCCAACCCUGUCAAGGUUGGCUGUGACCGGCUGCUGAGUGAGGCCCAGAGGAUCACGGGGCUUCGAAGUCUGGCAGGGCUGGUCUACAAUGCCUCAGGCACAGAGCGCUGUUAUGACAUCUACCAGCUGUACCACAGCUGUGCUGACCCCACUGGCUGUGGCACUGGCUCCGAUGCCCAAGCCUGGGACUACCAGGCCUGCACAGAAAUUAACCUGACAUUCAACAGCAACAACAUGACCGACAUGUUCCCUGCGCUCCUGUUCACCGAGGAGCUCCGCCAGCAGUACUGUCUGGACAAGUGGGGCGUGUGGCCCCGGCCUGACUGGCUGCAGACCAGCUUUGGGGGUGGAAACAUCAAGGAUGCCAGCAACAUCAUCUUCUCCAAUGGUGACCUGGACCCCUGGGCCGGUGGUGGGAUACAGAGGAACCUCAGUGCAUCUGUGGUCGCCGUCACCAUCCGGGGCGGAGCACAUCACCUGGACCUCAGAGCAUCUCAGCCAGAGGACCCUGAAUCUGUCGUGGAGGUGCGCAGGCUGGAGGCCAGCCUCAUCCGGGAGUGGGUAAAGGCGGCCAGGUGUGAGUGGCAGCCUGUGCCACAUGGGGGACCUGGGGCGGAAAGGCAGUAGCCCCCACCGUGAGGCCAGCAGGCCUGAGGGGAGCACUUCAGAGUUCCCGUGGAUCACAGUGACCACCCCAGUGCAGGGCCUCUGAGCACAGGGGCAGACAGCAGGGUGGACACCUAGGGCCAGGCUGGAU